This is a messenger RNA of Erigeron canadensis, 3165 nucleotides long. Its product is annotated as receptor-like protein EIX2. Bases 1 to 3165 code for a protein of 1054 amino acids. The record is from RefSeq and is a predicted model, not a curated record. Gene Ontology annotation, molecular function: protein binding. The transcript has a single exon. Lineage: Eukaryota; Viridiplantae; Streptophyta; Magnoliopsida; Asterales; Asteraceae.
AUGAGUGCCCUGUUUUCAUUUUAUGGUUACUUGUGUUUUCUUCUUGUUCUGGUCUUGUCUCAUUCAUGUUUAUCUGAUCAAAUACUUGAUAAUAAGGAUGUGUUAUGCAUGGAGGGUGAGAGACAAGCACUUCUCAAGUUCAAACAGAGCCUCAUUGACGAAACAAAUCGUCUUGCUUCGUGGGUCGGUGAGGAUAGAAACUGUUGCAGAUGGGCUGGGAUUGUUUGUGAUAACAUCACUAGUCAUGUUCAUGGGAUUCAUUUAGAGGGUAAUUAUUCUCCUCUCGACGUGGAUUAUUGUGACCGAACACGGCAGUUGGGAGGGAAUUUAAGUUCAUCUUUGUUGCAUCUAAAGCAACUCAGGCAUCUAGACUUAAGCUGCAACGACUUUGGAGGGAUCCAAGUUCCGCAAUUCAUUGGUUCUCUUACAAACCUGAAAUAUCUUAACAUCUCAGCUUCCUAUUUCAGUGGAAUUCUCCCUGCUCAAUUGGGGAACCUUUCUCGAUUGCACGUUCUUAGUGUCGGAAGUUUUUAUGAAGACACACGCAUGAUGAAUAUGCAAUGGUUGUCAAGUCUACGUUUGUUGCAUCACCUGGAUAUGAGCAGUGUGAACCUUAGCAAAGCGAUCGAUUGGUUUCAGGUGAUCAACACCCUUCCUUCUUUGACCGAACUGCAUUUAUCAUAUUGUGAUCUUAAGGAUAUACAUCCACAUGCUCCUAGUCUUAAUAUUACAUCCAUUUCCCUGCUCGAUCUUUCUUUUAACAAUUUUAGUAGUUUCGUGCCACAAUGGAUGUUCAGUGUAUCUAAUCUGGUUUCGUUGGAUUUUUCUUUCUGUUAUCUUCAUAGCCUAAUUUAUGGCAAUAUAGAUAGCUUUCGUAACUUGACUUCUCUUAAGUUGCUUCACGUUUCCGGGAAUGUUUUCAUGAAUUCUUCCUCAGUUUUAGAAGGUCUGCCUGGUAAUCUUGUGUCAUUAAAGAUUGGUUCUUGUGGUGUUUCGAGUUCAAAUUUGAAUUCACUUCACAACUUAACCUCCCUUCUUAGGCUUGACUUGUCAGGAAAUGAACUUACAAAGGGACUACCUAAACCAUUUGUUAACAUUUGUAGUUUGAGAGAUAUCGAUGUGUCAUCUAACAAUUUUGGUAAUAUUAGUUUAAAUUAUCUUCUUGGAGCUUUUCUUGAGUGUGAAUCACAUAUGGGUCGAUCUUCACCAUUAGAGGAAUUAGAUGUUAGUGAUAGCAGUAUUUCUGGUACAAUUCCAAAUUUCAUUGGGCAGUUCACUUCUAUGAGGAGAUUAUCACUACAUUGGAAUAGAAUAUCUGGUCCUAUUCCGCACUUGAUUGGGCGAUUAUCAUCAUUGGAGUAUCUAGAGCUUUCAGAUAACCGGCUGGAUGGUAACCUUCCUGAUAGCCUUGGUAAUCUUUUGAAGUUAAGACAUCUAGGUUUUUCUAACAAUUUGUUGGAUGGAAGCCUUCCAGGUACCCUUGGUAAUCUUUCCAAGUUGGAGGAGUUAAAAUUUUCUAACAAUUUGCUCACUGGUAUCGUUACAGAAGCUAACUUUGGCAAACUAGCUAGUUUGAAAUACCUAGAUGGAAAAGGUAACAACUUAACCUUACGACCACGACUUGCUAACUGGAUUCCCCCGUUUCAGUUGUGGUACUUGGAUUUAAGUUCUUGGAGUUUAGGGCCACAAUUUCCAUUGUGGUUGCAAUCACAAACACAUUUAACAGAUUUGUACAUAAGAAACACAGGCAUUUCUUCAGCCAUGCCUAUGUCAUUUUGGAAAUUAUUCCCUAAUCUAACAAAGUUAGAUAUGUCGCAUAAUCAUAUCCAGGGACUGUUGUUAGAUAUCCCUGCAACAGUUUACCUACUAGACCUAAAUUCUAAUGAGUUGAGGGGGGAAUUGCCUAAAUUGUCAAGUGGUUCAUUUCUAGAGAUGUUGGAUCUCUCGAGUAAUUUUUUGGUGGGAUCGGUACAUCAUUUCUUGUGUUCCUAUAGUCUAGAAAACGACACAAAUUUUUUCGGAAGUGUUCUUAAUUUGGGAAAUAAUCAUUUGUCGGGUGUCAUUCCCGAGUGCUGGGACAAAUGGCAGGAAUUGUUUUAUCUUAACUUGGAGAAUAAUAGUUUUUCUGGUGAGAUUCCAAGAACAUUGGGCACUUUACGUCAUUUACAAGUAAUGAACAUGCAUGGGAACAAGCUCACGGGAAGAAUACCUGCUUCUCUUAUGAAUUUGAAAAAUUUGGUGGUUCUUCAAAUUGGUAGGAAUGAACUUGUAGGAAGCAUUCCAAAAUGGUUUGGGAAUUUCUCUUCUUUGAGGCUUCUCAACCUUAGAUCCAACAAUUUUGUCGGAAAUAUUCCUUCUGAGCUCUGUAAUUCUACACAUAUCCAAAUAUUGGAUCUUGCUCAUAAUUAUCUAUCAGGAAAUAUUCCAAGAUGUUUCAACAACUUUAGGGUCCUUUCUGGAGAAGAAAUAUUUAUCGAUAGUCAAAUUUUUUCCUAUCAACUUGAUUCAAAAGUGGUUAGUGGUAGUGAUUCAUUGGUGAUGAAAGGACGAGAAGACACAUAUGACACUAUUCUUGGACUGGUGAGGCUGUUGGACCUUUCAAGUAACAAUCUUGUUGGGCACAUUCCAAGUGAACUAACGGCUCUCCGGGAGUUGAAGUCUUUGAACUUAUCAAGAAAUCAGUUAUCUGGAAUGAUCCCCGAGAAAAUUGGAGACAUAAAAUCACUUGAAACUCUUGAUGUAUCACUGAACAAGCUUUCAGGGAAGCUUCCCAUGAGCCUCUCAAACUUAACUUUCCUGAAUAGCUUCAAUGUGUCUUGGAAUCAUUUGACAGGAAGAGUUCCUUCAAGUACCCAGCUUAAGAGCUUCAGUGAGUCCAGCUUCUUUGGCAACAAACUUUGCGGAGAUGCACUCUCUGAUCGUUGCAUACCAACUCAAGUACCCAAUGUAGUAGUUCAAAAGGAAGACGACGUAUCACAUGGAGCUGCAGAUUGGGGGUUGAUUAGUAGCAUUGUGGUUGGAAUAGUUGUUGGUUUCUGGCUGAUUGUGGGUUCGUUGAUGGUUAGCAGAGAUUGGAGGAUCGCGUACUUCAGUUUCCUGAGUGAGCUGAAGUAUAUAGUUUAUGAUGUUAUGCGUAAAUACAUAUGGAGUCAACAUGUUUUCUAA